Molecule: messenger RNA, 975 nt
Organism: Cyphomyrmex costatus
Lineage: Eukaryota; Metazoa; Arthropoda; Insecta; Hymenoptera; Formicidae
Gene: PIH1D1
Product: PIH1 domain containing 1
Exons: 7
Coding region: 67-975 (302 amino acids)
Biological process (GO): box C/D snoRNP assembly; rRNA processing
Cellular component (GO): ribonucleoprotein complex; R2TP complex; cytoplasm
Source: RefSeq, a predicted model, not a curated record
AGUGCUGAUAAAAAAGUGAAUCUGAGUACAUUUUUAUUUUUAAAUUAAAUUGAAUUUGUCGCAAUUAUGGGUGAUGCCACUUUUCUCGAAGUUGAUGACUGUAUUAAGGCUAACAAUUUAUUAUUACUUAAUGAAGAUAAGGAUGCUUUGAGUCAGAUGGACAAGUUAAUGGAACAAUAUGAUUCAACACCAUCUAUCCUUGUACAACCCACUCCUGGCAUCUGUAUGAAAACACGAACCGUUAAUGGAGAAAAAGUUUUCGUCAAUAUAUGUACAUCAGAUAAAAUUCCACCACCAGAGGAUAUAUCUGAUACUAAAUUACUUGAACUUAUAAACGAACAUGAUGAAGUACCUGCUUAUGUCAUACCAAUGAGUAUUGGUUUUGAAAGAAUAGAAGCAGAUAGAUCUGGAACACCUAGUGCAACAUAUGAUGUCAUGAUAAAUACCACAUACCUCAAGAAAUGUAGAGAAAAGAAACAUUUUAUGGCAUUUACAGCAUUAGUUAUAUUGAGUGGCGUGACAGAAAAAUUUCAAAAAGAGAUUGAUACAGAAAAUUAUGUUAUUCUUAAAAAUCGUACAGUAAUGGGAAAACUUCAGCAACAUAGAAUAGAAAAUCGUAAACCUAAAAAGCCACAGGGUCACAAAUCAUUGAUCGAGGAAAUUUCACAUUCUACGAAGCCUAUCAGUAGUAAAACUAAUCUAUCAGCUGACAAGGAAAUAAAAACAGGUUGUGUAAUUUUAAGGAAACCAGCGAAAGGCCCAAUUGAGCAUAUAAUCGCUUUAUUUGAUAUGCGAAAAAGUGUUUCAGUCGAUGAUGUAGUAGUAUUGAUCAACUCUGAUCGUAUAAAUGUAACAGAUGAGAAAGCUUGUUAUUCAUAUGACACUUUACUGCCUUAUACACUAAAAGCAGAUAAUGCGAAAGCUUUUUUCGAUUACAACAUUGGGAUGUUACGAAUAGACAUAUCAACAGAAUAA